AUGUACAUCCCCCUUAUGUGGCUUGGCACUCCACCUCUGCUGACCCGCUGGGUCCCUGACUUGGCACUUGUUGAUGCUUUCCCACUUCAUCACCAUCCCCGGCUGGAUGGUCGGACUGCCCUGCAUGUAGCCGCAGCUUAUUCUAAAGACGAGAUUGUCCGACUUCUGCUAGCGAAAAAGGCUGAGCCAAAUCUUCCCGGAGGGCCAAAGGACCAGUUACCUCUUCAUUACACCGCUCAGCGACCCAACGGGGCCAUCAGUGUCAUCCAGACUUUACUGCGAGCGUCACACAAAGAGGCCAGACUUGUCCAGGACAAGGACGGCUGUAUUCCUCUACUGGUGGCGGUGGAGGGCGGUAACUUGGGGAUCUGUAAAGAGUUACUUACAUCUCACAUUGAUGCACAACUGAAAGCAAAAAGCAAAAAAUGUGGUGACUCAGCACUUCAUGCCUGUUGUAGAAAGCGAGAUGUGGAGGUGGCCAGACUCCUGGUGGAAUGUGGAGCUCCUGUGGAUGACCAGAAUGAUGAAGGACAGACCCCGCUACACAUCGCAGCCUGGGAAGGUGAUGAAGUCAUGGUGAAGUUUUUACAUCAGUGUAAAGUCAACCCCAACAUCAACGAUAAGAUGGAACGGUCAGCGCUGCACAUCGCGGCGGAGAGAGGGAACACCGCCAUAGUGGAGAAUCUCACUGACAAGUUUCAUUCGAAUGUUUUGGCGCGCACCAAGGAUGGAGACACGUUGAUGCACAUUGCCUCUCAGUGCGGACACCCGGAGACGGCGCUGUCGUUCCUGAAGAAGGGGGUCCUCCUACAUAUGCCAAAUAAGGCAGGCGCAGUGUGUCUCCAUGCCGCUGCCAGGAGAGGUCACACCGCUGUGGUUAAAGCAUUGCUUCAGAAGGGCGCUCACGUGGAUGCCCGGACCAAAGAGGACUUCACCGCUCUGCACAUCGCCACGGAGGCCUGCAAGCCACACGUAGUGCAAACCCUGCUCGGAUUUGGUGCACAAGUACAGCCAAAAGGGGGGAAGGACCAGGAGACACCUCUACAUAUCGCGGCCCGAAUCAAAGAUGGCGAAAAAGUGGCUGAAAUUCUGCUGAAGAGCGGAGCCGACGUUAACAUGGAACGAGCUAAUGGGGAGACGGCCAUGCAUGUGGCAGCUCAGUAUGGGAACAUCAAAAUGAUCAGCGCCCUAAUCGAAGAGGGAGGAGAGGUCACAUGGCAGUCCAAGGCACAAGAGAAUGCGCUUCAUACCGCCGUCCGCCACUGCCACCUUCCAAUCGUAGAGCUUAUUCUUGACUAUCUGUCCAAUAAAAAGAGCGAGGCUGAGGCUCUGUGCUGUGUGAACCAGCCCAACCAGGAGGGAGAGACUUCGCUGCAUCUCGCUGCCGCACUCGCAAAAGACUCCGUUCACUUUGAGGAAGAGGACGUGAAAAUUGUCAGGCUUCUUCUGGAACAUGGUGCUGAUAUUUCAAGUACUGCAAGAACGGCCGGCGAGACUCCGCUGCAUUAUUGCGCCAGGACGGGGAACACAGAAGUGCUAUUGGAGAUGAUUACCCAUAUAGGAGGCAGCUGCAUUCAACAGACCAUGAACAAACAGGCCAAGAACGGCUGGUCUCCAUUACUGGUGGCAGCAGAGAGCGGUCACACUGGAGUGGUGAAGAUCCUGAUCCAGAAUCAUGCCAGGGUGGAUGUGUUUGAUGAGCACGGCAAAGCAGCCCUACACCUCGCUUGUGAGAACGGCCACGACAAGAUGGCGGAUAUCCUGCUGCGGCACAAGGCUUUCGUGAAUGCCAAAACCAAACUGGGCCUGACACCUCUUCACUUGUGCGCUGAAAACGGCUGCAAUCACCUUGUUAAACUGCUGGUGGAAAAUUACCUUGCCAGUAUUGACGCCAUGUCCUUGACCAAGAGAACGCCUCUCCACCUCGCCGCCGGGAACGGUCAGCUGGACGUCUGUAACAGCUUGCUGAACAUGAAGGCGGACGUCAACGCUACCGACAUACACGGACAGACAGCGCUCCACCUGGCUGCGGAAAAUGACCACUCUGAAGUCGUUAAACUGUUCCUGAAACACCGGCCUGAGCUAGUGACAUCCGCCAACAUGGACGGCUCCACAUGCACCCACAUUGCAGCCGCCAAGGGCAGCGUCGCUGUCAUCAAAGAGCUGCUCAAGUUCAACAGUAGCGGUGUGACAACAGCGCGUAACAAGACCAAUGACUCCACCCCCCUGCACCUGGCAGCAGCGGGGGGCCACGCGGGUGUUGUGAAGGUGUUGCUGGAGACCGGAGCGUCAGCAUCUGAUGAAGAUGCGGAGGGGAUGUCUGCUAUCCACCUGGCUGCCAAGAAUGGGCACAUCAAUGUUCUAGAAGCGCUAAAGGGCUGCGUCUCCUUCCGUCUCACCAGCACCAAGACCGGACUCACGGCUCUCCACAUCGCCGCUCAUUAUGGCCAACUGGAUUUUGUGCGGGAAAUGUUAACAAAGGUUCCGGCUACAAUGCAGAGCGAGCCUCCGAAGUCCGCUGUGGAGAUGUUCCACCUGAAGGAACAUGGCGGAGAGUCUGGAUACACUCCGUUGCACAUGGCUUCCCAAUCCGGCCAUGAAAGUCUUGUACGGCUUUUGCUGAACUGCCCAGGAAUUCAGGUUGAUGCUGCGACCAGCCGGCAGGGAUCUACACCUAUUCAUCUUGCGGCUCAGAACGGUCACACGGCAGUUGUCGGGCUGCUUCUGAGUAAAUCAACAUCUCAACUGAACAUGAUAGACAGCCGCGGAUGCUCAUGUCUCCACUUGGCAGCGGCUAAUGGCCACAAUGAGAUGCUAAGAACUCUGAUUGGACAAGGAGCUGACAUCAAUGUGACUGACAAGAAUGGGUGGUGCCCGCUCCAUUUUGCUGCAAAGUCUGGUUAUCUCAACACUGUGCGUUACCUGGUGGAAUGUGGUGCUAACCCGACCUUGGAAUGUAACGACGGGAAGACCGCCAUCCAGUACGCGGCUGAUGACAACCACCAGGAGGUAGUAAGCUUUUUACUGAGGAAAAACCACAACACCCUCAAACUGACAGAGGACAGGAAGUUUGUUUUUGACCUAAUGGUUUGUGGAAAGCUGAACAACAACAGAAUCAUAGAAGAAUACAUUCUAAACUCGAAUGCUCCUCUGGAUACCGCAGUGAAGCUUUCCAGAGCAUUCCAUGUCACUGCACUGAGGGAGAAGGAACGGUCAGUAGACCUGCUCAACGCUGCCAAAUACAGCGAAACAAUGGCCACAGAGCUCCUGACCAUAGCAUCUGGCAGCAAAAAUGCCGGGUAUAUCCUCAGGUCAGUGGACCACCGUGGAACUUCCAUACUCGAUUGCUUAAUUGAAUACGAGCAGAAGAAUGUGGUGGCUCAUCCGGCUGUUCAGAAGUACUUGACCGAAGUCUGGUAUGGCAACUUGGACUGGACUGCUUGGAAGUUGGUCCUUCUUUUUUUUACCUUUUUAGCCUGCCCACUCGUUUGGUUUGUCUUUUCUCUACCUCUCAAGCACAGGUUUAACAAAAUCCCCAUAAUGAAGUUCAUGAGUUAUCUGGCAUCUCACAUAUUUCUACUUGUACUAUUCAUCUUGACCAUUGUCUAUCCUCCACUGAGCCCCAUUCAUGAAGGACACAUGGUGCCUAAUUGGAACGAAUGGCUUUUGUUGGCCUGGCUGUCGGGUAUGUUGGUUUCAGAGCUCACCCACCAACAAGAGCGGGCCGGUCUUGCCUGGAUUCGAGUGUUUGUUUUGGGGUUUUCUGCCGUUGCCUUCUUCUGCCACCUGCUUGCAUUUAUCUUUACGGACAUGGAUCGCCUUCACUGCCUAUUUGCCAGAAACAUGUUCCUUGGCAUUGCCAUGACUCUGUCUUUUGUCCAGUUUUUGGAAUUCCUCACUUUCCACCACCUCUUUGGACCUUGGGCCAUCAUCAUAAGAGAUCUCAUCAAGGAUCUGACAAGGUUUGCGGUCAUCCUUGCUUUGUUUCAUGUGGCCUUCACCAUGCAACUGUCUGCUGUCUACCAGCCAGUCUACCCAGAGCCAAGUGCCAACUACUCAUAUAAUGGGUCAAUGACAUUUAGAAAUGAUUCCAACAUCCAGGAUCCUAUCGACAUCACUGUUCUCUUGUUCUUCUCAUUGUUUGGCCUGGUGGAACCAGGAAGCCUUCCAUCUCUCAGCAGGACUCCGCAGUUCACCUUUUUUAUUGUUCGUUUUGUAUUUGGAGUAUACCUUAUUGUAACUCUCAUCGUCCUUAUCAAUCUACUGAUUGCUAUGAUGAGUGACACAUACCAGCGUAUACAAGCUCAGUCGGACACAGAAUGGAAAUUUGGAAGAGCCACACUCAUCAGAGACAUGACCAGAAAACCUGGAACCCCGUCUCCUUUCAACCUUUUCACAAACCUGUUUUACUACAUCAAACUACUCUGCAAGCAUAAAGGAAAGAUGUGCUCGGCUAAUGCUAGAACGCUAAUGAACGAAGAAGAGGUAGAGGUCUUCCCGGACACUCACUCUAUAGACUUACUGGCCCACUCGUCAUUCGGGUGGGUUAGGACCACUGCCAAGAGAACCAUGCAGGUUUCACCAGAAGGUGGCAUAUACCGGGAUCACCAAUUUACGGGGCCAGUACACGUGGAUGAGAUCAUUAACUGGCAUUCUGUGGUCAUAAGAUACUUGUCACUAAAAGGACAGACAGAUCGCGUCACCGACAGAAGCGUUCCUCAGAUCACAGAAGUCAACAGCAAACUGCUGCCGCAUCACACGCUAAAUAAGAAACUCCACAACGGACGGCUCGAGUUCUCUAACCAGUGACAUCUCCUGAUAUUUAGAAUUUUUUUAAACUGCGAGUAAUUUUGGACCUGCUGCAAACAUUCCAACGUGUCCAUCGUUCGAAGCCCCACCACAGGCAAAAACAAAUGAUCGGGACAGGUGGGAGGUACUUUUGGUUUGUGGUUAUGGACACCUGUCUAUCACAUCUAUGAGCUGGUUGGACAUCACAUUUUAGAACCAUUGGAACUAAUAUACAGUUGUCACCCCCCAUCCCGCUUGUGACUAUAAAGACCUCCACUCCUUAAUUUUGAAGUUGCACGUUAAAUCCUUCAUCCCAAUUCCUGGGUUCUUUACGAUGAGGCCCUGCCCAGUCCUUGCAUCCAAAAAAAGUCCUCUGCCCGCCUGUUGUGGCCCCCUUUUUUCCAAUUCGUGGUUCAAUACCUAUGGUGGCACUGAACUAUCCACCAUGUAAGGACCAUAGAAGUGAAUAGAUAUAUGGCCCCAUCUACAUCACCAACCUCAUCUGCAGAUAUCGCCCCCUCUGCUCCUCCCAGGACCUCUUGCUCUC
Rana temporaria (common frog) is the source of this 5335-nucleotide messenger RNA. RefSeq names its product serine/threonine-protein phosphatase 6 regulatory ankyrin repeat subunit B-like. Gene Ontology annotation, cellular component: glycosylphosphatidylinositol-N-acetylglucosaminyltransferase (GPI-GnT) complex; membrane. The transcript has 27 exons. Gene Ontology annotation, biological process: calcium ion transmembrane transport; GPI anchor biosynthetic process. NCBI's taxonomy places the organism in Eukaryota, Metazoa, Chordata, Amphibia, Anura, Ranidae. Gene Ontology annotation, molecular function: protein binding; calcium channel activity. The record is from RefSeq and is a predicted model, not a curated record. Bases 1 to 4809 code for a protein of 1602 amino acids.